UCGCCGCGUGUGCGUGUUGUUUACUUUCGCUCGGGCGAGCGCAAUUGUAUUUGUUCACUAUCUGACAACAAGUUAGGCUUUAGGUGGGCGUGUUUAAAUGUUAGGAUCUUAUACAAGUUAUCAACGGAAAGAUUCUGGCAUUUGCAAUUGUUUCUAUAUAUUUAAUAAUUACUAAUUAUGUCAACCGACUACCAGAAUGUUAAAGUUGGAAAAUUACGCCUCAAAGGAGAAAAGGUGAAGAAGCACAAGAGCAAGAAGCGGAAGCAUGAUGAUGAUGGCGCGAGUGAUCUUUCCUGUUCACAACAAAAAUCCUUGACUGAUAAAGACACUGAAGCUCACGGUGGCUGGUGGAAAGUCAUGGCUGUGCAUGAGAUUAGAGGGAGCAUUGCAAUACAAAUGGGGGAUGGUCCAGUUUACAUGAGAGCAAUGGAUGAUGGACUGUUUGCCCUUGGGCCUCCACAUGAUGAGGGUGAUGGUCCUCAUCCAGAAGAGGUGCUAACAGCGCUACCAACAGGUGACAUUCGCAAGGUUGCAUUCAAGUCUGGCUAUGGCAAGUACGUUGGUGUUGACAGCAAAGGACGGCUUAUAGGCAGAGCUGAGGCCAUUGGACCUCGGGAGAUGUUCACGCCUGUUUAUCAGGAUGGCAAAGCUGCUCUGCUGUGCUCCACUGAAUGCUUUGUUGGGAUAGAUGAUGAAGACAACAUCGUGGCGACCAACACUACAGCCGGACCCCUGGAAAUGAUUUCAAUACGGUCCAACACCGUCAGAGCUAAGGACAAGAGUGAUGAGAUGCCGGCAGAGGAGCAAGGAUCACUCAAGGAUGUCGAGGUGAACUACGUGAAGAAAUUCCAGAAAUUCCAAGAUAAAAAAAUGCGAGUCAACAAAGAUGGUUACGUCGAACUACGAGAUGCGCGAGACGCGGGCAAGCUUCACGAGACUCUGCUUGACAGACGCGCUAAAAUGAAGGCUGAUAGAUAUUGCAAGUGAAGGCAAUUAUAUACUAAAAUUGUCCUCAGAUAUUGCAAGUUAAGGCAGAUAAAGGCAAUAUACAGGCAGUCAUUGUUAACCGAGGCAUAUGAAGGUAGAUAUAUAUUACAAAUAAAGGCUGAUGAAGGCUGACUGCAAGUAAAGGUAGAUAGUGCAGCAAGUGAACUCAGAUGGAGACUGAAAAUAAGGGGAAUUAAAUGCUGGUUUGUAAAUGCAGGCAGAUAGAUACCCAGUCGUCACGUACAAUUUGAAAUCAGAAAUAAUUUAUAAUAAAUAUUUUAGGAUAGGUGACUCAGCGCAGUCACACUGAUAUUAACAAUCAAAUUAGCUGCACUGAAACGAAGGUAGUUAGAUGAUGUUGGUAAAAUUUCACUUUCAUAAUGAAUAAUAUCUGCAGAAUGUAUAUUAAUGUUUGAGUUGUAGUUAAUAAGGUCCAGCAACGUCUGUAAA
Molecule: messenger RNA, 1437 nt
Organism: Hyalella azteca
Lineage: Eukaryota; Metazoa; Arthropoda; Malacostraca; Amphipoda; Hyalellidae
Gene: FRG1
Product: protein FRG1 homolog
Exons: 6
Coding region: 178-987 (269 amino acids)
Cellular component (GO): nucleolus; catalytic step 2 spliceosome; striated muscle dense body
Molecular function (GO): actin filament binding
Source: RefSeq, a predicted model, not a curated record